Messenger RNA from Podarcis lilfordi (Lilford's wall lizard), 14151 nucleotides. The record is from the annotation of a GenBank genome assembly. Lineage: Eukaryota; Metazoa; Chordata; Lepidosauria; Squamata; Lacertidae.
GGCGGAGCGGCAGCAGCCGCUGCCUUCGCUUUGCGUGGCCGACGUCCGGGGCGGGGCUGGAGGCUUUGCGGCGGCUGCGCUACGGCGAAGAGGCGAAGGAGGCAGCGCCGAGCCCUUGCUUUCCGCGGACGCCGGGAUGCUGCUGGCCGUGUGGGGCUUCCUCAAGCGCCACAAAAAGAAAUGCUUCUUCCUGGGCGCCUUCGUGGGCGGUGAGUGAGAAGAACCCCCCGCUUCGCCUUCCGCUCGCGUGUCCUCGGUCUCCGCAUAGCCCUCCCCAAGGAAGGGGGCCUUUGGCUGGCUUUGCUCCUCACCCAGUGCCGCAUUUUCGUAUAAGCAAAACAAGCUAUAGCUUAGGGCCCCACAAAAAAUUAAAGGGGAAAAAAAACCAUGGGUGUAAAUUUCCAAAAUAUAAGAUAAAACCUACAUACAGCAACAGAGGCGAAUGGCUUUAGAUACCUAUUAGGUCCAGAAAUAAUCAUAUAGCAUAUAUUCAACACAAAAAACAGCGGCAAUUUGUUGUUGACAAAGGACGGCUGGAAAUAUAAAGGGCCCCUUUACCUUCAGUAGCUUAGGGCGUCAUCAAACCUAAAUCCAGCCUUGUUCUCUCCCCCAUAUGCUCCGCCUCCUCCCAUGCACACACUCACCUGCUGCCUUGUUCCCUGAGAUUCCUCUCCCCGCCAAAUCUCCCAGCAGUAAGCCCUACUGUUUUUAGUGGGGCUUACUCCCAGGUAAGCGUGGCUACCUGCCCAAGCAAUUAUAGCACUGGAUGUCCGUGUGCAGUUCCUUAUCUUUUUGAGUUCAGGUGAGGUCGCGCCAGUUACAACACCAACAAACCUGCUAGGCAGGCCAGCUCUAGCAUUCCUGUGUAUUGUAAGGCAGGGGCUGAAGUCAAGAGAGGGCCACUUGCUCCUGCUCUGUGGUGGCCACACACCUUCUCUCCCCGGCUGCAGCUCCUGCUGUUUCUCCCUCCUUGUGCAUUUAUUUUAGCUGAUCUUUUAGCUGAUCUCCUGUGUCUUUUAGCCAGAAUCCGGUGUGUCAUCCCUCCUUUUUCCUGGCUUGAAAAGUAGUCCCCCACCCCCCAAGAAAAACUUUUUUUAAGCUCAAAAUUGCUGAAGGUGCUCGAGUUCAGGCCUGUUCCUUAUUCACUCGUUUCAGAUUAUAACUUGUCUUAAUCUUUCCUAACAAGUGCAUGUAUGGACUCAUUCCUUCUUUUCAGAUCAAAGUCUUUCCUUUUGCACAAUCAUCCUGUUAUAACCAGCUCUUGCAGAUACUUGCUCCCCACCCCCACCCCUGAUUUGUUUUUUGCUCUGUACUAGUGGGAAAACACUUAUCCCUUUAUUGUGUUUUUCUGGACAUAUACAUUUCAUGUGCUGAUAUCUUGUAUUCUACAUCAUCAGAAGUUUAUAUUUCAAAAUAGGGAGUAUGUGGCAGUAGCAGCCGUUGCUUGAUAACUUACAUUUGAAACUGCUAUAUAUUCAUUUGCCAUGAAUUAGGCUUUUCUCAUCUCAGUAUUCAUCACUACUUAACCAGGGGACUCUAUUUCCAUUAUCAGUUUGCUAAAAGUACUUAAAUAAUCUGUAUAGUCAACUAUUUUAUCUGAUUCUAUGAAACUAUUACCAAUAAUUUUCUGUCACAAUCCAUUGUAGGUCAUUUUUGCCUGAGAAAGGGAAGACAGUCUGGAAAUUAGGAACAGUUUUAUUUAGCACAUAUGCUGUUUCAGUAAUCCUGUACUGUGAUGGGAUCCAGCCUUACUUAUGAUCAUUUAAUCUAAUUGUGAGAACUUGUUCUGGGUAACAUUUUUACAAUUUCUACUGAAAUCAAGAGAAAAAUAUAUUCUAAAGCAGAAGAAACUGUUUGGUAAGCCCUAAUUUAUGCCUCUUCUAAAAUACCUUUAAUAGGAGUUUAUAUACUUGGAAAAUAUGGACAGAAAAAAAUGAAAGAAAUCCAGGAAAGAGAAGCUGCAGAAUACAUUGCACAAGCACGAAGACAGUAUCAUUUUGAAAGUAACCAGAGGACUUGCAACAUGACAGGUAAAGCAACAGCAGUCUUGGAAUCAAUUCAGGUUAUACCAUGGCUUUUGCCAACUAAAGUGCAUGUCACUUGCCUAUUGUUGGUUCCUGUUUUCUCAGCACAUAUUAAUUACCAUAGUUUCUGAUGCCAAUUUGACAACUGAUCACUGAACCAUGAUUUGUCAUGCCAAAUCAUAGUUAAACUUCCUUAACUAUGGUUUGGUGUGUUGCCUAAACUGAAGUGGUCUUUUUGACUGAGGUAAUAUAAACAGAAUCUCAUAGUAGUUAUGGUCAAAAGAAUUGCAUGUCUAGCUUUGCAUUUCCAGGGGGACUUGUGUUUUGUUAACAGCAGCCCCUUAAGUUGCAUGGCAAACUACAUUUAAAACUCAUGAAGGACCAUCUGUAGCCUAAGGUUAGUUGGGCUUUUAUAGCUAAUUUUGUUUUAUUUUUCUGCACAUUUUAUGGGCUGUUCUUAUCCUGUGCAUCUGUGUUAAACUAUUUUUAAAAGCAAUCAUAUCCAUACUGAGCUUCCUUUACUCUAAAAGACUGAGAUCAUUUAGUCUCUAUUCAUAAAAUUAGUUCUCUGAUUGCAAAAGUGCUCUUUGCACUUUGGCUUUGAAUUCCUCCUUUUUGAACAGGGGCAACUAAAGCUGGAAACAAAAAUAUUAAAGAUGUCAUUGUGCAUACUUCCAGUUUGUGCUUUUUUUGAAAAACAAAAACAAAUGAUCCUUAUAUUUAUUUCCCAAAGACCAAGAGUUGGAUUCAAACUUGCAGUUCUAUGAACGGAACAGCUUCCCCUGUUGAUGGAAGGUUCUGAGAUCCAGCAGAGGCUUGGCUGGAGAGAGAAGGGGAGGCCAUUUUAGUCUAUUCCCCCUAUUAGUUCACCACUUCCUGUGCUGUUCAGGAAGGAGUCCCAGCCCUCUAAAGCAGUUUCCCAUGAGCUGCUAUAGCAAGUGUGGAAACCCUUUAACUCUUCAGAUGUUGCUAAACUACAAUUUGCAUAAGCCUCAGCAAACAUGGCCAAUGACCAGGGAUGUGGGAGUUGUAAACCACUGACAUUUGGUGGACUAAAUGUUCCUCACAGGUGUGCUAGAGGGAGGAGGAAGUAUCAAAAACACAUACACAUGUGAUCAAACCAAUUACUGAAUAAAUGAUUUGUUUAUGAGAUUCUAUGUACGCUGGUUACGUUCCUAAUCAUAUGCUUUUUGUUAAUAGUCCUGUCAAUGCUUCCAACAUUAAGGGAUGCUUUGAUGUAUCAACUGAAUUCUGAGAGCCUCACUUCACUGCUGAAGAAUAGGUAAGUGUGAUCUGUUGAUUUGGUUUGAAUGUCUAUUCUUUAUAUUUGGGCUAUAAGUGGAAUGUGCAUAUGUAACUAUCAUGUAGGAAAAUUAUUCCCUGCAACCUGAAUCUGUGGACUGUGAAAACCUUUAAAGUUAUUUUAUCCUGAUAGAGAAAUAUAAGAAUUAAAACAAUGUAGCACAUUUUGUUUCUAAUAUGAAUUAGUGGGGAAAUGAUACUAAAAAGUAUUUAUAAUGGAUGUUCUAUGAAACACAUAGAGGAAGCAUAAAGCAAAUUCCAGUGUGUUUCAGUUAGUUUGAAAAAUGCUUGUUGAAAUAUUAUUUACAAAGGCCAGUUAGGGCUACAUUUGUAAAUUUCUUCAGAGCCUCAAAUCCCCAGGCUUGGUUAAGUAUAUCUUCAUUUUCCUCCAAGCAUUUCCUCCCAAGCAGUUUCAAUGCUUGUUCAUGCCUAUAUUAAAGUGAAAAUUGAAAUUUCACUUUAAUAUAGACAGAAAUUGAGCUUUCUUUAUACCAAGACCAUUCAUUUUCAAUGUUUCCAAUUUUGUGUUUUCUUAGACCAGCCAACAAAUUAGAAAUAUGGGAAGAUUUGAAGAUAAUAAGUAAGUUGAAAGGAAUAAUUAUGCUCAUGAUCCAGUGAGCCUCUUUUUAUGUAUGCACAUAGCAGAGCUUCUGGUUUUUCUUCAAAAUGCAACUCUGGUCCAGCUCCAGUGCACAUUGCAAUCUGUAAGCAGAACUGUCAGAUACGUGCUUCUUCAGAAGCAAGUGCCAUUCUGUUCAACGAAGUUUACUACCAGCUCAUUAUGCAUAGAAUUGCAGCCUUACAGAGCAUUCCUGUCCCCACCCCAAUGGCUGCAGAUGGUGUUGUCAGGAUGGUAUAUACUUGCCUCUCUACUGGCCUUCAUUGCCAGAGGUAGGCAGGGGGGAAAGGCUCUGCUUUGGCAGAGGCCUCAGCUUUGCUUAGCCAUGCACUGAGCAAGUAGUUCCCAACCUUUUCGAUAUGGCAACCCCCAAGCCCAAACUUACAUGGCAUAGUGACCCAUCAAUUUAUUGUCACAUGAAUUUUUGACCUUCCCAAGUGUUAAAAUGUGGAAAUUGAACGUUUCUAAUACAAGUGUUAAUGCAGCAUUAUAACAUGCCAACAAAAAAAGUUGUAAGAUAAAGGAUUACAAGCAAUACUUAUUUAGGGUUUCCUUACAAAGCCCGUGACCCACUUAUACAAGUUUUGUGAGCCACUGGUUGGGAAAUGCUAAUCUCUCACCGGUGGUAGCCAGCAGAAAGCUCUAAAGUGGGGUACUAGCAGAUUGGGAUCAAUGGGACCCAACCCCCCCCCCCCUUGAGAUAUUUAGCUACACCAGCCUGGAGCUGAUGUAGUGAAAAUAAUCUGUUCCACACUUUCCCAGCCCCUUGUUUGGAUUGCUUUGCCUUGUUCUUGCAAGCCUAAGUAAUAGGCUUGUAAAAUUUGUCCUUGUUUGAGCUCAUUGCAUCUUAAGCUCUUGAUUACCCAAAAGAAACACCUUUUUGAAGAAGACACAAAAUACAGAUAGCCCCUCUAAAUAAGCUCUAGAAAGUUAUGUUUUCUGCACAUAAAACCAGAACGGUAAACAGUUACUCUAUCCCAUAUAUACAAUAUUUAUUAUUCUGCAUUACUUUAGAUGACAUGCUGAUUAUUAGCUGUCCACUCUUUUUCAUUUAGCAUCAUUCCUUUUUCUGUUUAAAGGUUUUACAAGAAGCAUUGUAGCUGUAUAUAGCACAUGUAUGCUUGUAGUUCUUCUACGAGUACAGUUAAAUAUUAUUGGUGGAUACAUCUACCUGGAUAAUGCAGCAGUUUGCAAAAACGGCACAGUAAGUACAUUCUUUGAGCAGUAUAUCAGUGAUUGAAAAAUUCAGUAAGGGUGGCUAUAAUAUGUAGAAUCCGGUACAUAGUAUUAUACUUACAGAAAUCCAAUUGACGUUAAUUAUAUGCCGAGGAUGAAAUCCAACAUCACAAGUGAACUUUCUGCUUGCAUGACAGGACUGCUCCUUCCUCUCCUCUCCCUGCACCCUCCCAAAUGCAGAGGGAGGAGAAGAAUGAGAGAUUCUGUUGCACAUGUGCAAGGCCAUUCUGCUAGCAGAUGAGGCACGACUGGAUAUUCUCAAUUUAUGAGUAUUAGAAGAUUGGACUGAUUUACAAAGUGAAUGAUGCUAAAGAGCAGAGAUGAUGCUUCUUGAAUUCCUUUUUUUGUAAACUCUCUGGCCCUCAUAUUGGGGGGGGGGGUUCAUCCAUUUUGUUGGUGUUGAAUAAGUUGACAGCACAGCAAAAAGGAAAUAAAUUUGGUGUUCCAUGCUUGUGUGGUUGUUCCCAAUGUUAGCUCUUAUUUAUAACGAGAGAGGCUCUAUAAGGCUUUUUAAAAAAGAGAGAUUUGAAUUGUUCUGUCCUCUGUUGUUCUGUGUUUAAAGAUGGCUGAGGCUGUUAAGAUCCAGGGUAUCUUGAGAGUGAUGCCAGCAGCAGGAGAGCACAGAGAAGGCACGGGGAGGGAAAUUCUGCAUCCUGACUGGUUGUACAGACACAUGGAGGAUAAACACACUGUUCCAUAAAGUAACAGAAACAUUACAGAAUGUUUUUCUCCUUAUAGACACCUCUAGCUCCCCCUGAAGUCCAACAGCAAUAUUUAUCAAGUAUUCAGCACCUUCUAGGAGAUGGUAUGAUAUCUGUAAACCUCUUCCUACGUAGUGCCAAUAUUUGCAGAGUUUGAACAAAUGAGUAGCUAGUCUUCAGUAACGUUUUUCUUCUGCCUUAGGUUUGACUGAAUUAAUUACUGUGGUUAAAAAAGCUGUGCAGGAUGCAUUUGGGAGGUAAAAAAAUUGGCUUUUAAAAAAGUUUUCAUGUGUAUUUUUAAAGUAAUUCAUUGGGAUGCAUUCAACUGAUGUGAUAAAUAAUGUUUAACUCCUUCCCCCUGCAGUGUUUCUCUCAAACAUGCUCUUUCUCUCUUGGAUUUGGACCAGAAGCUACAAGAAAUUAGAAAGGUGAUAGAACAACCUGGAGAUAGGUCAUCAUCUGAAGACACUGGAUCCCAGUCUCUGCUGUGUCAUUACAUGAUGCCAGAUGAAGAGAAUCCAUUAGCUACCCAGGUAUUUUCAUAGUAUUGUGAGCAGGGAACCAAACCAAACCUGAAGUUGUUGGGGGCGGGGCAGAGAUUGGCUCUGGGUUUUUAAAAAAGUAGCAGAAUUUAAACUUGAAACUCAAAUAUUUUAGUUUGCUUCCAUCUGAACCAGAACCAGACCUUUCUGAACAAAAAGGUUCAACAUAAAUAAAUUAAUCCUGUACAUUUGCUUUUAUGCUCUGUUGUUUGUCUUUCUAGGCCAGUGGACUUACAGAAGGAGAUGUGGCUACUAUUAAAUUACUUAAUGAGACAAGAGACAUGUUGGACAGGUAUGCAGCAAAUGUUAUCUUUGGUAACUUAGGCUAAGUAAACUUAGGAAAGGAAAAUAUGAAACUCAUUUUUUUAUCAGAGUGGAGAAAUUGAGGGUGAUUUUGCAUAACAAAGUAUCUUUAAAAAAAAAGCCUUUUUCAAAUUCUUUGAUCCUCCACUUCCCUUGUCCCUGUUUGAGCAAACCACAGUUUGCUGUUUUAUCCAAACUGAGAAAAUAUAGCUUGUCUCUAAACUUGGGGUUGAAACUCAUUUUAAUUACUGGCAAAGACUCAAACUUUGCUUCAUAGAGAUGAGGGUGGGGAGUGAAUUGGAGCAAGAAGAGCAGAGGAAGAACAAAUAGGCCUCCAGUAAAUUCUUCCAGGCCCAGCCAGAAAGGCCUGGAGGUGCCUGAAAUGCCCCAUUUCUAGUUUAGUGUUAUGUUUGAUCUAGUCUCGUAUCCCCAUCAGCAAAGGAUCAGUUUUAUUUAAAUUACAUUUUAAAUACGUUUUCCAAAAUACGUUGGCAUGUAGAGAGGGAUUUAUAUAUCUAUUAUAAUUUGAUUGAUUUAUUCCAGUCCAGAUUUCAAUAGAGUUUUGAGUUCAUGCUUAAAUAGAGGGUUCAGUCGAUUACUGGACAACAUGGCAGAAUUCUUCAGACCCACCGAACAGGACUUAUGCCAUAGUAGUUCCAUGAACAGGUAAACAUCUUUAAACGUGUUUUAAUAUGAAUGCUUUUCAAUGUAGAAGAAUCUAAGUAUAGUCAGAGUUUUACUUACUAUUUCACUAUUAUCAGUUUCUCAAAAAAAUAGUUGAGGUUUCACCAAGAUCACACAGCAAUCCUGCCAAAUGGAUCAGCUUUAGGCUGAAUUUUUAACAAAAACAAUGUCUCAACAUAGUUUGGACUGUGCUCUUCUUCCAGCAAAAUGUGUCAACCCUUUGUUUAAUUAUGAGUAAUUAGCCUUAAAAUAAGACAGGUCUGCUAUCUAGCAAGAUUGAAUACUCACUCAGACUCCACUAAGUUAAUUUUCUUUUCAAAUUCUUUUUAUUUAAAGUUCCUCUCCACUUCCCCAAAACACACUGCACAAACUUCCUUAUGGGAGACAGCCGUUUUGAAAAGAGAAGUAAAAGAAGGCAGAAUGCUUCCUUGUAAUCAGGUGCAGUGCUGGCACUUUUGAAUGGAAGUGGGAGACAAACUCUGCUCCCCCACACCCUGAAUCUUCAUGCCGGCCAUCAAAUAAACCAACAUGCAUUGGCCAGUCAGGUGACCACCACACAUAGGAGCCAAGAGACUCCCAUUCAGAAAUGCAGCUACUAUAUAGCACCAUAUAGCUCAGUUGGUUAGAGCAUGGUGCUGAUAAUGCCAAGGUUGCAGGUUUGAUCCCCAUAUGGGACAGCUGUAUAUUCCUGCAUUGCAGGGAGUUGGACUAGAUGAUCCUCAGGGUCCCUUCCAACUUUUAAGAUUUUAUGAAUCUAUGCCACCUACCCACGAUGUCUAAUCUGGACCAGGAGCCAGGCAGGGAGGGUGGCUGAAUGAGUGUGUGUAGGCUGGAGAGCCUGUGCAAAUGGGUAGGGGUUGUGUGCUGCCUGCUCCAAACUGACAGGCCGUGAGUGGUAGCAUGGGAUGGGAUGGUGAAGGGCCCUUUUUUGCUUCUGGGGCUCAGUCGGUCCCCAGCCUGGCUGAGCUUUUCCCCUGGGCAGAUAUUAUGUGUUUACUAUUCUUCUUCUUCUGAAUCUGUGUAUUACAAAAGUAGCUAACAAGACAGACAUUUAUGUUGUGUAAUCGCAUCUCUUUCCCCACCUCCGCCUCCAGUCUUUCCAGUGUCAGUCUUCCUUUAGCCAAGAUAAUUCCAAUAAUAAAUGGGCAAAUUCAUUCAGUCUGCAGUGAAACACCUAGCCAUUUUGUUCAGGUAAGAAGACCUUUUUACCUUUCUUUUUUUUUUUUUGCUUAGUCUGUUAUUUAAUAGCUUUUCUGCACUUAGUUUUCAGGGUGUCUUAUAAACAAAAUUAAACAGUACAAACGGGGAGAAUUCCAAUUAAAAUAAUUUCACACCUAAAAUAUGAAAAUGUAGACCUGUCAGCCUGCUUUGUAUUGUUGCCAUUAGUCUAUUUUUAAGCCUUUAAAAGUGCACUAAGCUCUGUACCAACAGUAAACUAGACUUGUUGCUGUCAUAAUGUCUCACAUCUUAUUAAUCAAAAUAUGAAGAAAUGUGUAGAGUUCAGGUAUGCACAUUUUACACUGCAUAAACACAGGAAGUGAGACUGCCAGGAUGACACAUUUUAUUCUGAGUGGAAGAAAUAGAAUCCAUCCCCUUUUUUGGUUAGGCUUCCCCGUUGGUUAUGGCUGAGGCAAAAGCCGUUUUAGUGUCCCCGGUAGAUGAUCCACAUAUGUAAGAUAGAACAUUUCCAUCUUAACAGUUUUGAACUUCUCAGCCUCCAACAGUGCAUGAAGUAACGUGCCAAGCAAUUCUGUUAACCAGGCUUGAAGUGUUAGCAGGGGGUUACUUGUUGAUAUUACACAUCUGCUUGUGUUAAAAAAGAGUGCUAUAUUUGCUACAUGGACAUUCUCUUUCCAGGACCUUCUAAUGAUGGAACAAGUGAAAGAUUUUGCUGCUAAUGUGUAUGAAGCUUUCAGUACCCCUCAACAACUAGAGAAAUGAACUGCACAGCGGGAUGUACAUAUGAUCUGUAGUGCCCAGUCCUGUGAAUACUUCAUUUGAUGAUGAAUCUCUUCAGAAUGGUACAAGAUUAUUAAUCCCUGCAAAAAGAAUGUCUUUUGAGAAAAUCCAACACCUAGGUUUUAUACUGAUAGAGCUCACCAGACUUAAGUAAAUUUAAGGGGGAAGUAUCAUUACACUGCAAGCCUUUGUGUUUAAGCAGCCUCAGUUACAAAUCACAUGUUUACAAAAGACAGUGCAAAAAAUAAAUUAAUAAAUCUGCCUACAGUAACUCCUCCCCCCCCCCAUAAGAAGAAGUACAUCUGGCUUCAAAAGUGUGCAGGCAAUGUCAGGUUUCUGUCUCUCUUGACCCAGUGGGGAGGUGGUUAUCUUUCCCCAGUCUCCCCUUAACCCAGAGACAGUGGUUGACCUUUGAAAUGAGUUCACAAAUUGGUUGCAGCAGGUAACACAUUAAGAAUGGGGGCGGGGGAGAAAACCACCCCCACUGUACUCAGCACCUCUUCUCUUGGUGGCAGGGGAAGAUCAGGAGUAGCUUGUCUCAGCACCAAUCAGCUGUGAAGCAGGGUAGAACAUGUCCUAUGUGUCCUUCCCCUAUGGCAGUUGUAAGCCAUGAGAGGUUUCACUCAAAAGCUGAUCAUACCAUCUACUACUAUGAAAGGGGGAGAUGCAAUCAAGCUUCCUUUACUCCCAGCUGUCUCUUCAACUUCUUACCUGCUAGCCUGAGUGAGUCUAUAAGAAUGUGAGAACAGGAGUAGGCUAUGUGGCCUUCUGUGCUUUAGGCUGCUUGUUCCAAAUGCAUAUAUUUAGAACAUGGUUAUCUUCUGAAAAACGCAAUGCUGAGUGCUUACUCUACUGUUUCAGAUUCAGAGUAGACGGUUCCUAGAAAAUAUGUUUAUGCUGUUUGUAAAUGGCUCCUGCUGUAUACAUUCAUUUGUAAAUAUUUUUAAUUGGAAUAUCUGUUAAAUAUCUGACAAUAAAUUAUUUUAACAAAGAUUGUGUGUGGUAACUUGCAACAUCCUAAACACGCCAUUCAGUGAUGUAUUUGUGCAAUUUUGAACUGUAGGGGGCGGGAAUGGAGGCAAUGCUUUAUUUUUUGUGUAUAAAAAAAUCAGUUGUAACUUCAGCACAAAAAGAAGCAUUAAACAUAUUAGUAGUCUUGCUGUAGCUAUGCCUACUUCUUCUGUAGCAAAUUUAUUCUAUUAGAUUAUACUUUAUAUAUGUAAGAAGGCCCCCUAGCAGCUUACAAAAGUUUCUAUAUUAAAAAAAAAUGCAGUCAAAUACAGUAAUCACAUUGCAUUCAAGUAGAACUAGGAUUAUUUAGGCUGUAUUUCUUUCUCUUUUUUAAAAAAUAAUAUUUAUUACUUUUCCAAAAAUUUAAACACUAAAAAGACAAUACAAUGCAAUACAUUACAAUGCAAUACAUUAAAACAAAGACAAUAAAAUAAAUCAAACAAUUUCAUUAUCCCAUCUUUCAUUCACUUAUUUCCACGACCUCCUCACACCUCCCUUUUUGUAUUCCACUUAUGUUAAUUAUUUCAGCAAUUCCUUUCCAUCUUCCUCUGUUUUCUAUCCUAUAAUUAUCUUAACUCAUUCUAACCUUAUUUUUUCCUUUAAUACUCUAUUAAUCUAUUUAUACUUAAUUCCUUAUAACGUUUCUACUAAAGCCAUGUAACUUCAUUCCAACAUUUUUCUAACAUUCAUUAAUUUUACAGUAUUUCUGUAAAUAAUCUUUAAAUUUUUUCCAGUCUUCUUCCACCGACUCUUCUCCCUGGUCUCGGAUUCUGCCAGUCAUUUCCGCCAGUUCCAUAUAGUCCAUCAACUUCAUCUGCCAUUCUUCCCAGGUGGGUAAAUCUUGUGUCUUCCAAUAUUUUGCGAUGAGUAUCCUUGCUGCUGUUGUUGCAUACAUAAAGAAAGUUCUAUCCUUCUUUGACACCAAUUGGCCGACCAUGCCCAGGAGAAAGGCCUCUGGUUUCUUCAGGAAGGUAUAUUUGAAUACCUUUUUCAUUUCAUUAUAAAUCAUCUCCCAGAAUGUCUUAAUCCUUGGGCACAUCCACCAAAGGUGGAAGAAUGUAGCUUCAGUCUCGUUACAUUUCCAACAUUUAUUGUCGGGCAAAUGGUAAAUUUUUGCAAGCUUGACUGGUGUCAUGUACCACCUAUAAAUCAUUUUCAUUAAGUUUUCUCUUAGGGCAUUACAUGCCGUAAAUUUCAUACCUGUGGUCCAUAACUGUUCCCAGUCAGCCAUUAUUAUGUUAUGUCCAACAUCUUGUGCCCAUUUAAUCAUAGCUGAUUUCACCGUUUCAUCCUGAGUGUUCCAUUUCAACAGCAAGUUAUACAUUUUUGACAAAUUCUUAAUUUUGGAAUCUAACAAUUCUGUUUCCAAUUUUGAUUUUUCCACCUGGAAACCAACUUUUUUGUCCAAAUUGUAUGCCUCCAUUAUUUGAUAAUAAUGGAGCCAAUCUCACACUUUAUUUUUCAAUUUUUCAAAGCUCUGCAGUUUUAUUCUGUCUCCAUCUUGAUCCAGAAUUUCCCAAUAUUUCGGCCAUUUGGCCUCCAUAUUGAGUUUUUUCUGUGCCUUCGCUUCCAUUGGUGACAACCAUCUUGGGGUUUUCUUUUCUAACAAAUCUUUAUAUCUUAUCCAAACAUUAAACAAUGCUUUUCUAACAAUAUGAUUUUUAAACGCUUUAUGUGCUUUUACCUUAUCAUACCACAAAUAUGCAUGCCAACCAAAUACAUUAUUGAAACCUUCUAAAUCCAACACGUCAGUGUUUUCAAGAAGCAGCCAUUCUCUCAGCCAGCAAAAAGCUGCUGAUUCAUAAUAAAGUUUGAGGUCUGGCAGGGCAAAUCCACCUCUUUCUUUAGCAUCAGUUAAUAUCUUAAAUUUUAUUUGAGGCUUCUUGCCCUGCCAAACAAAUCUGGAAAUAUCUUUCUGCCACUUCUUGAAACAAUCCAUCUUGUCCAAAAUUUGUAAUGUUUGAAACAAAAACAACAUCCUUGGCAGCACGUUCAUUUUUAUCACAGCAAUUCAGCCUAACAAUGAUAACUUCAAAUUUGACCAUAUUUCUAAAUCCUUUUUCACUUCAAUCCAACAUUUUUCAUAAUUAUCCUUAAAUAGAUUCACAUUUUUGGCAGUCAUGUUAACCCCUAAAUAUUUCACUUUCUUAACCAGUGUUAGUCCUGUCUCUUCCUGAAACUUCUCUCUCUCAUUCACAGUUAAAUUUUUCUCUAAAACCUUAGUUUUUGUCUUGUUCAGCUUAAAACCUGCUACUUGUCCAAAUUCUUGAAUCAGUUCCAAUACUCUUUUUGUACUGGAUUCUGGCUCCUGUAAGGUCAAUACUAAAUCAUCAGCAAAUGCUUUCAGUUUAUACUGUUUAACUCCCACUUGUAUAUCUUUAACCUCUUGGUCGUUUCUUAUCAUGUUUAACAAAACCUCAAGGACCAAUAUAAAGAGCAGUGGAGAAAUUGGGCAACCUUGUCGUGUCCCUUUCUCAAUCUUAAACUCUUCUGUCACUACAUUGUUCACAAUUAAUUUUGCCUUUUGUUCUGAAUAAAUUGCACCUAUACCAUUUUCAAAACCUUGACCUACCCCCAUCCCCUGUAGAUUCUUCUUCAUAAAGCUCCAAGAGAUGUUGUCAAAGGCUUUCUCUGCGUCCACAAAUAUCAAGACAGCCUUAGUAUUGAUAUUUCUAGAAUAUUAAUUAUAUUCCUCAUAUUGUCAGACAAAUGUCUGCCCGGGAGAGAGCCCGCUUGAUCUUUAUGAAUUUCUUCUACUAACACCUUUUAAAAUCUUUUAGCCAGAAUAUCUGCAAAAAUUUUAUAAUCCACAUUUAGCAGCGAUAUGGGGCGGUUCUUGAGCUGUGUCUUUUCAGUCUCUGUUUUUGGUAUAAGUGUAAUGUAAGCUUCUUUCCACGACUCUGGUGCCUUUCUCCCUUCCAAUAUUUCAUUGCAGACUUCCUUCAAUGGUUGUAUUAACCAUUCUUUCAAAGAUCUGUUAUUUAGGCUGUAUUUCUUGUCCUUGUCCUUUUCCUUCUCUGGUUUUGUAGCAGGAAACAGUUCCAACCAAGCUCCUUUUGAGGCAAAGGAGUGGGACCGAGCAGCUAGAACUUGCCCAACCCAUAACGAAAGCAAAUAUACAGUACAUUCACACAGAGAAAAAAGAGUUUGGUUGUAAAUCAACAAGGCAACUGGACUUCAACAUUAAUUUCUCCUUAUUAACAUUAAUUUCUCCUCAGCUGCUUUAUUAAAGUGUUUCACGAAGAUUACAAUUACACAGAUUUUUUAAUUAGCAAUAAUUUUAUUUUUUUCAAGUCACAAACUGCAAGAUACCCAAAGAGGCGAUAGCUUUAGACUCUUACCUGUCUGGAACUUAAGUAACUGAACGUACAUGUAUCAAAAUUUAAGAAGUAUAUAAUUGUAGGCCAUUUCUCACUAAUCAAAACUAUGACCCAAGUCCUAAUAUGUCAUUUUAUAUUCAAGGAAAGUGUGAUGGGGUAAUAUUGAGGUAGGUUAUAGGACUGAGGAAACUCUGACACCCAACUCCAGUGAAAUGGAAUCAAAUAUUACUGAAACCAAUGGAAGAAGUUGAAAUUCACAGCGACUUACCACUUAUCCCUACUGAAAACAAUCCUAAACACUUAACUUGAGCAUAUUCCAUCGAACAUAGUAGGACUGUUGCAUAGACAAUGGUAGGAUUGUAUUGUUUGUCAUACUUAACUUUAUCUGGAUUUAAUACCUGCAUUUAAAAAACAAACCAAGCCUAAACACAAGCAUCAAAAUUUGAAUAA